UAACAAAGAUGGAGGCGACAAAUGGACGACCACCGAAGGGCUCCUCUUUUCCGAUUUACUCCUUCAAAGAAGAUUGGCCGUCAAAAAAGCAGGCCGAUUUGGAAAGGGAAAUUUCAACCAGCAAGGACAAUGGAUUGAAUGCAGAUCUCUUAAAAGCUAACUCGAGUAAAAGGAUUCAGGCACCAGGGGACUCGUCUGAACAGAAUGAAGCUAAGAAAUCCAAACAAAGAAAUUCCAAUUACCUUUCUCGCCGAUCAGUCGUACCUUUGUCAAGUGACGAGAAACUUGAAAAGAUGCCUAUUCAAGCUUUGAACAGGCGACUUCGCAAACUUCCUCAAGGACUGGCUCAAAAAUUUCGAAAGCGAAGGCGAAUCUUAAAGAAUCGAAAGUACGCUUCGAAGUGUCGAAAGAAAAACACAUCAAAGGAAGAGAAUAUCAUCCAAGAAAAUAAAGAUCUUCAGCUGGAGAUAUCUAAAGUAAAAGAGGAAUUGGAAAAGGUUGUCAGCGAGAAAAACGAUUUUAAAAUGAAAUGUGGGGCACUUAAUGCGAAGUUGGUCGCUUGGGGUUGGAAUCAAGGCAGUGACGUCGUUUAAUAUCUCCUUGGAUCCCUUCAUUCUCUAGCAACGGCUGGAAUGAUUUCUUUAUUUAUAGAUACUAGCUCUUAGCCAUGUUUUUAAUGAGGAGGGAGAUUAUUAUUAGUAGAUAUAGAUAUCGCGCUGGUGUAGGAUUCUUCCUUCAGUAAAUGGCAAUGCGAUUGCUGUUGUGUUAUUGUUGGACUGUGAGUCAUGGUUACCUUAUACAAUAUUCGAGAUCGAAACUCUCCGAAAAUAGAUUUAACGAGAAAUUUAAUUCCCUGCGUCGAUCAUAAGACACAGCUAAGCUGCCAUUUAAGAGGCACUGAUAUCAAUAUAUAUUUUUCACUUCGUGUUCUUCCAAAAUGAAGGAAGUUGUAGUUCAUGAUUAUUCCUUAAAUUAAAUUAAGGUCUGAAAUCUAAUUUCGCGUCGCGUGUAAAUAGAAGGUAAACCAGAAUCGAUGACUCGCAGUUCUAAAAUUAAAGCAGAAGUUGUUUUUUUCAAAUGGGGUAAUUUUAGACAGAAGAAAGUUGUUUGGAAUACACGAGACUAAAGAAGGGGAAGCAGGAAGUUUUUUGGGUUGAUGUGUACUCUCAGCUUUCAAGUUCUGUCAUAAUGGUGACUGCAACCCGUUUCAGAUAGGGUCAGAUAAAUUAUAAUGCAAUUAUAGUCAGAGCAUCAAGUAUAAUGCCAGCAUAAUGGCUAAACUUCUUAAAAACGAACCGAAUGUUACAGUCAAAAGGGACGAAUUCACUGUCAGUAUAGUGUGCCCUGAACUUUGGUAGGCCUGUUAUUCUUAGCAGGUUUUAUCUGUUUGAGAUGGAAAUGAGGAGUUUAGGGGGUGAGGGGAUCUUAAAAGCUAUUAUUUUGAAUUAUCAAACUAAGCAUAAUACAAAAUUCUGAGUAUGAAAGUCGGCAUAAUGCUCAAAUUUUCGAGCAUGAUUUAUCUGACCCUAUUUUCAGACGUCAAGCAACUCAUCAUGAACAGAGUUUAAUUCGAAUACGGAUUGAUCCAGAUGUGCAAAAACACGCCUAUUGAUCCUGAUGUCAAACUUGAUUAACCGAUCAUAAUGCAUUUCUUAGGGUUUCAUUGGGUUUGUAUUUCUUAAAUUAUGACAAAACUUUCUGUCAACUUUGUUUACGGCCCUUGCAGGUGAGAGAUAGACAGAUUGUCCUGAAGCUGGCUUAAUCGCGGACUUGUUUGUCUAUGCCAGUCUCGCACGAUCUCUCCGAAUUGGUUCGUUGUACGAGACAGUAUUUGUGUCUACUUUGAUACAUCAAUUUUCCCAGCGGCAUUGUUAGUUCAUUCCUCUGGUCUUUGGGUAUAUUACAUUCGACCCUGAACUUCAGUUAAUCGUGUAAUCCUUAAGAUAGCAACGUUAUAAGGCUUGAAAGUUUCUCUGUACAUUAUUUCAAUAACAUGUUUGUUGAUUAUCAUCAUAGCCUUAAAUUUUACAAUUAUUAGUUUUGAUCGGAGCACACUUUCCCCUAUGGAGAAUUCGGUGUCUAAUAGAUCCUAUGUGACUGUGACAAUUUGCUUUUCCAUGUUUUGUUUACUGCCUCAAAAUAUAAAUAAGAAAUAUGUUAAUACAUUUACUCUUACCGA
This is a messenger RNA of Stylophora pistillata, 2179 nucleotides long. RefSeq names its product transcription factor MafK-like. The record is from RefSeq and is a predicted model, not a curated record. Lineage: Eukaryota; Metazoa; Cnidaria; Anthozoa; Scleractinia; Pocilloporidae.